UGUCGUGUGCCCGUGCUCUAGUCGACCUCGCCAACGGCGGCACCGCAUCUGAGAGGGGGGAGGGGUCUUCGGAGAGGAGAUGGCGAAGCGGCUGGGCGAGGCGGCGCCGUGGGGGGAGGCGCCGGGCUCGCCGGUGAACAGCCUGGACGACGGCUGCCUCAUGCAUAUCUUCAGCUUCCUCAGCCCGAUUCCAGAUAGGUAUAACACCGCCCUCGUUUGCCACAGAUGGCGCUUCCUGGCAUGCCAUCCUCGGUUGUGGUUGCGUGUUGAGAGGCCGCUCAGAGAUGUAAAGGAGCCUGGAGUUUAUCCAGAUCUUGAGGCUGCUAUUUCUGCUGCUAGGCCUGGUGACACUAUUCUAAUUGCUGCCGGUGGCACCUAUCUUGCAUGUAAUAUCCAAAUAAAGAAGCCCCUUUGCAUUAUUGGCGGGGGUGAGCUUCCUGAUGACACGGUAUUGACAUGUUCCCGUGGCUCCGACAAUGCACUGGAGUUCCUUUCCACGUGCAAGAUCGCCAACCUGACCAUCAAGGCAGAGCUCGGAUGCUGCCUGCUCCAUCGGAGCGGCAAGCUAACUAUUCAGGAGUGCUUGCUGCAGUGCGAGCCAAACCCUCUGGACUACCUGUCCUUCCCGAUAGUCAGCACGGCGAUCGAAUACAAUCCGCUGCCGUCGUCGCUCAAGGAGCAGCAGGGGCACGGCGUGACGGUCGUCCGCACCCGGAUCGAAGGGGGCGCCAAGGCCGUGCGGACCAACGGGACCCUGGCGCUGCAGCGCGUGCGGGCCAUCUACGCCCGCAGGUCCGUCUUCUUCUGGUUCGAGGUAGGGGAGAAGCUGGAGCCCCUGUGAAACCAAUAAGCUCUUGUAUUCUGUAAUCUCACUCUAGUGUUCAGCAAACAAUUGUACUGUAUCAUGGUUGUUCUCCCCGUCUGUUGUAACCUAUGAUAAAUUGAGCUACCUGUUCACAUUUGAAUCACAAAGUUUGGCCUGCUGAGUCUAAAUUAAAAAGUCGUUUUUCA
This is a messenger RNA of Aegilops tauschii subsp. strangulata, 1011 nucleotides long. RefSeq names its product F-box protein SKIP5. The record is from RefSeq and is a predicted model, not a curated record. Gene Ontology annotation, molecular function: protein binding. NCBI's taxonomy places the organism in Eukaryota, Viridiplantae, Streptophyta, Magnoliopsida, Poales, Poaceae.